Exophiala viscosa is the source of this 2025-nucleotide messenger RNA. RefSeq names its product P-loop containing nucleoside triphosphate hydrolase protein. Gene Ontology annotation, molecular function: RNA binding; 3'-5' RNA helicase activity. The record is from RefSeq and is a predicted model, not a curated record. Lineage: Eukaryota; Fungi; Ascomycota; Eurotiomycetes; Chaetothyriales; Herpotrichiellaceae. Bases 99 to 1967 code for a protein of 622 amino acids. Gene Ontology annotation, cellular component: spliceosomal complex; intracellular anatomical structure. Gene Ontology annotation, biological process: mRNA splicing, via spliceosome. The transcript is spliced from 2 exons.
GCUCAUCGGCUGUACUCAACCCCGAAGGGUUGCCGCAAUGAGCGUUGCCAAACGUGUCAGCGAGGAGAUGGAUGUUGAGCUGGGUGGUCUGGUAGGAUAUGCCAUCCGAUUUGAGGACUGUACCAGCGACGCGACCGCUAUCAAAUAUGACUGAUGGUGUACUGCUCAGAGAGUCCCUGACCCAGCAAGAUUUAGACAAAUAUUCAUGCAUUAUCAUGGACGAAGCUCAUGAACGUGCGCUCAAUACUGAUGUUCUCAUGGGUCUGAUCAAGAAAGUCCUUGCCCGCCGCAGGGACCUGAAGCUCAUCGUCACAUCGGCCACCAUGAACUCGGAACGCUUUUCUCGCUUUUAUGGAGGAGCACCAGAAUUCAUCAUCCCUGGUCGCACAUUUCCUGUCGACAUCCAGUAUUCUCGCUCACCUUGCGAAGACUAUGUGGACAGUGCAGUCAAGCAAGUCCUUGCCAUUCACGUUUCGCACGGGGCAGGAGAUAUCCUUGUUUUCAUGACCGGUCAAGAGGAUAUCGAGGUUACUUGCGAACUGAUAGAGGAGAGGUUGCGCCAAUUGGUCGAUCCGCCCAAGCUAAUGGUGCUUCCGAUUUACUCCCAAAUGCCUGCGGAUCUCCAGGCCAAAAUUUUUGACCCUGCUCCUCCAGGCGUGCGUAAGGUGAUUGUUGCUACCAACAUUGCUGAAACAUCCCUGACGGUGGAUGGCAUUAUGUACGUGGUCGACGCCGGCUUCUCCAAAUUGAAAGUCUACAACCCGCGGAUGGGAAUGGACACGUUACAAAUCACUCCUGUCUCUCAAGCCAACGCUUCUCAAAGAGCAGGAAGAGCAGGUCGUACCGGCCCUGGCAAAGCCUUCCAUCUGUACACCGAAAGCGCUUUCAAAAACGAAUUCUAUAUUCAGACCAUCCCCGAGAUUCAGCGGACAAACCUGGCCAACACGGUCCUGCUGCUCAAGUCACUUGGUGUGAAAGACUUGUUGGAUUUUGAUUUCAUGGAUCCACCUCCACAAGAUACAAUUACGACUUCAUUAUUCGAUCUCUGGGCUCUCGGUGCCCUUGACCAUGUUGGCGAGUUGACCACAAUAGGUCGUACUAUGACUGCCUUCCCGAUGGAUCCGUCCCUGGCGAAGAUGUUGAUCACUUCUGCCACCGAUUACGAAUGCAGUGAGGAGAUGCUCACAAUAGUCAGUAUGCUUUCCGUGCCAUCAGUCUUUUACAGGCCCAAGGAAAGACAGGAAGAAUCGGAUGCUGCAAGGGAGAAGUUCUUUGUGCACGAGUCGGAUCACUUGACGUUACUGCAUGUCUACAAUCAGUGGAAGAGCAACGGAUAUAGCGAUGGAUGGUGUAUUCGGCAUUUCCUGCAUCCCAAAGCAUUGAGACGAGCGAAAGAGAUCCGUGAACAACUGCAUGAUAUUAUGGUUGGGCAGCAGAAGAUGGAACUUGUCUCUUGCGGCACCGAUUGGGACGUCAUCCGAAAGUGCAUAUGUUCUGGCUACUAUCACCAGGCCGCCCGCCGUCGCGGAGUCGGCGAGUAUAUCAAUCUGCGCACCAGUGUCACGGUACAACUCCAUCCUACCUCCGCUCUUUACGGCCUCGGAGAUCCGCCAGACUAUGUUGUCUACCACGAACUCAUCCUUACCAGUAAGGAAUACAUGAGCUGUGUCACAGCAGUUGACCCACACUGGCUGGCGGACCUUGGUGGUGUCUUCUACAGCCUGAAAUCGAAGGAGUACAGUGCGAAGGAUAAGCGAAUCAUCGAGGGCGAAUUCAAUCGUAAAAUGGAGAUUGAGCGCCAAAUGGUAGAGGAUCGCCUCAAGGAGGAGAAGAGGCUGCAGGAACAGGAAGAAAAGGAAAAAUUGCUGGCUGGGAGGGUCAAAAGCAGUGGGGUCGUGGUCAAGAAGAUAGGCAGCAAUGGGGUAGUCAAGAAGCCUAUCGUCCCAAGAAGGCGCAUGGGUUUCUAGAUAGUCUCCUGAAUAUCAUGAAGUUCCUGUGGCCAAUCUGGCUGUCCUUCAAACACAA